CACACGGGAUGGGCACAUGGAUGGACACCAGGACAGACGGAUGGACACCGGGACAGACGGACAACUGGGCAGAUGGACAACCGGACACCUGGGCAAUCAAACACCAGGACAGACGGACACCAGGACAGACGGACACCAGGACAAAUGGACACCAGGACAAGCAUCUGGACCACUGCACAACUGGACACCUGGACAACUGGAUAACCAGACACCAGGACAGACACAGGGACAAACGGACACCAGGACAAACACCCAGACAACCAGAAGACCGGACAUCAGGACACCAGGACAAAUGGACUCCAGGACAGACAGACACCUGGACAAACGGACAUCAGGACACCAGGAAAAUUGCACACCUGGACAGACGGACAACUGGACAAACGGACAUCAGGAUACCAGGACAAAUGCACACCAGGACAACUGGACACCAGGACAAACGGACACCAGGACAAACACCUGGACAACCGGACACCAGGACAGACGGAGACCGAGACAAACGGACACCUGGACAAACGGACAACUGGACAGACGGACACCAGAACAGACACCUGGACAAAUGCACACCAGGACAAACGGACAACUGGACAAAUGGACACCAGGACAACUGGACACCAGGACAAACACCCGGACGCCGGGACACCUGGACAGACGGACACCGGGACAGCCGGCCCCCAGGACACCCAGACCCUGGGACAAGCGGGCACCGCGCGCUCAGGACAGACGGACGGACGGACAGACCGACAGCCCCCCCCACCCCCCCCCGUGCCCACCUUACAUCGGGGAGGGGACACG
Molecule: messenger RNA, 792 nt
Organism: Pyrgilauda ruficollis (rufous-necked snowfinch)
Lineage: Eukaryota; Metazoa; Chordata; Aves; Passeriformes; Passeridae
Exons: 2
Source: RefSeq, a predicted model, not a curated record